This is a messenger RNA of Musa acuminata AAA Group (dessert banana), 3295 nucleotides long. RefSeq names its product putative leucine-rich repeat receptor-like protein kinase At2g19210. Lineage: Eukaryota; Viridiplantae; Streptophyta; Magnoliopsida; Zingiberales; Musaceae. Bases 431 to 3151 code for a protein of 906 amino acids. The transcript has 13 exons. The record is from RefSeq and is a predicted model, not a curated record. Gene Ontology annotation, molecular function: protein kinase activity; protein binding; ATP binding. Gene Ontology annotation, biological process: protein phosphorylation.
UCCUGUCGCUGCUUGAAGACCGUGGCAGAAGGCAGCUACGACGAAGUCAUUCUACUACUCGGUUAUGAUUUCAGACUCCCAUGCAUUGGACGCUACCAUAAAACCAUUGACUUUGACAUCGGUGUCCUGUUACGCAUGCGAGAGAUCAGCAACCCCAUUUCUUGCUACUUUACUCUGUAACAGCUGCAGCUCUUAAGCAUCCAAUGCUUCAAUCGUUUCAGGUGGAACCCGCACGCUUUAUGUACACGUGUAUCAUGCUUAGUGUCUCGGCUCUGCCGAAGCGUGUCCGCAGGAAGCUAGCAAUCCAAAGAGCUGGUGAGGAAGGGCUUGGCCAAAGUCCACGAUCAGGUCAUCUACCAAACUCUUCUAUAAAAGCAGGAGAUGGCCGGCAAUCUGAUUUCGCGCAUUGGGUGGUGUUGGCUCGUGGAGUAUGGCCUUUUGGUUCUUCCUUCUUCUGGCGAUCGCGUCUCUGAGCACAGUUCACGCACAGCUUCCUACUACUGACGGAUACGUAAGUAUCGACUGUGGCAUCAGCAGCAACACAAAUUACACCGACGAAACCACCAACAUACCAUACGUAUCAGACGACGGGUUCAUCGACACAGGGACGGACCACACCAUCGCCUCCAACUACGUAGACUCCUCGCUCGAGAAACAACUACAGACUCUUCGAAGCUUUCCAAAUGGAUCUCGGAAUUGCUACGCACUGACGGUUACGCCGGAGCAGAAGUACUUGGUGAGAGCCUCCUUCAUGUACGGGAGCUACGACGGCCUGAACGGAGCGAGCCCCAGCAAUCCCCUCCUCUUCGACCUUCACCUUGGCGUCAACCUUUGGACGACCGUCAACAUCACCAAGGCAUCCGAUGUUCAUCGGGCAGAGGCCAUUUUUGUUGCUUCUGCUGAUUCCGCAUCAGUCUGCUUGGUAAAGACUGGCUCUGCAACUCCCUUCAUAUCUGCACUGGAGCUACGGCCGCUCAAGAACACCAUCUAUCCUUACGCCAAUGCUACGCAAAAUCUGGUCCUGUUCUUGCGAAUUAACCUGGCACCGACCACGAAUCACUUGUUGAGAUAUCCGUUCGACCGCUACGAUCGCAUCUGGCUGCCCUUCGUUGCUGCGGCCGGUUGGACCUCCAUAUCUACCAACCUCACUGUAAAGAACUACGCCAAGGAUCAAUUCGAGGCUCCGUCGGCUGUCAUGCAAACGGCGGCAGUGCCCGUUAACGCCAGCAUGUUGGAAUUCUCCUGGGACUUUGUGGGCUCGGGCGCCCCCGUUAACGAGUUCUACGCCAACCUCCACUUCUCGGAGCUUCUCCCGAACACCUCGAGGGCGUUCGACGUUUACAUCAAUGACGAUAAGUGGUUCGCUAACUAUACCCCGCCCUACCUCAUGUCCGGUGCCAUAUACAGCACCACCCCCCUGUAUCCUAGUCUGCGGUAUAAUUGGGCUCUCAACUCCUCGGGCCUGUCCACGCUUCCUCCAAUCCUCAACGCGCUCGAAGUCUACACGCCGAUGUUUUUCAAGAACACGCCGACCGACUCUGACGACGUUGAUGCCAUUAUCAAUAUCAGGGUACAAUAUCAACUGAAGAGAAACUGGAUGGGUGAUCCAUGUUCCCCAAAAGAAUAUGCUUGGGAUGGCUUGAAGUGCAGCUAUGAUCUCAAUUCACCAAGGAUCACAGAUGUAAACCUGUCGGCAAGUGCAUUGACUGGCCCUAUUUCCUCUUCUUUUGCCAAGCUCACAGCAAUCAAGUACCUUGACUUGUCAUAUAACAACCUAACAGGACCCUUGCCAGAUGUUCUGGGAAAUUUGCCAUCACUUCAAGUCCUGAAUUUGGCAGGCAACAAUCUUUCUGGGCCAAUUCCUGCUUCUCUACUAAAACGAUCACAGCAAGGGUUGCUGAUACUUAGAACUGAAGGCAAUCAAAAUUUAUGCGCCAGUGGAAAUUCAUGUGAGAUAAAGACGGACACAGAAUCAAAAAAGAAGAAGAUUGCAACACCUAUUAUCGUGAUUAUUUGUCUAGUUCCUGUGGUGCUAUUUCUUGUGGCUAUAUUUAUCUUCUGUCGUAUGAGAAAAUCAAAAGGGUCAGCAAAUAUCUUGGUACAGCCAGAGAAGGAAAGAUUGUCCAACUUAGUAAAGGGUCAUCAAGAUAAUCCUUUGCAACUUGAUAAUCGACAGUUUACGUACACGGAGGUGUUGAGAAUAACCAACAACUUUGAAAGAACUCUUGGCAAGGGUGGAUUUGGCACUGUGUACCAUGGAUAUUUGGAAGAUGGUACUCAAGUCGCGGUCAAGACACGCUCUCAAUCAUCUUCGCAGGGAACCAAAGAGUUUCUAGCUGAGGUGCAGCACCUGAUAAGGAUUCAUCACAAAAGUCUAGUUUCUUUGGUUGGCUACUGCAUGGAUGGAGAUCAUCUGGCUCUCGUCUAUGAGUACAUGUCUCAAGGAACACUGCUGGAUUAUAUUAGAGGUAAAACCCGCAAUGCCAGUGCUUUUAGUUGGGGAAAACGUCUCCAGAUCGCAAUUGAAGCCGCACAAGGUCUAGAAUAUUUGCACAAGGGAUGCAAACCACCACUAAUACAUAGGGAUGUGAAGACUGCAAAUAUCCUUUUGAGUGAACAGCUAGAGGCAAAGAUUGCAGAUUUUGGACUGUCCAAGGCUAUCCAAAAUGAUGUUACUAAUGUGCCCACGGCAGUGGUUGGCACACCCGGAUACCUUGAUCCAGAUUAUUACAUCUCCGGCCAACUCAGUGAGAAGAGUGACGUGUACGGAUUUGGGGUGAUCCUGUUGGAGCUCAUCACAGCUGAGCCGCCAAUUCUUAUAGGCAGACAGAAUGCUCAUAUAGUUCAACGGGUGCGCGAAAGGCUUGCCAACGGGAAUAUCGAGGAUGUCGUUGAUUCCAAGCUGCAGGGGGAGUACGACGUGAAUUCGGUGUGGAAGGUUGCUGAUAUAGCAUUUAGGUGCACGGCACAAGCCUCCCACCAGAGACCCACCAUGACGGAAGUUGUAGCGGAGCUGAAGGAGAGCUUGGCACUGGAAUGCCCUCGUGAUACCAUGGGCAAUAGUAACAUCUACGCAGAAACCAACGAGGCGAGCCAGAAUACCGCUAUAGAAAUGGAACGAUUUGUGGAGUUCUCUCCAUCAGCAAGAUAGAACCAUGGGCUGUGUGGGAUGAUGUGUACUUCUACGUUCAAUUGAGCUCUAAUUUUGUCUUAGAGACUGAUAUGUACUAUAAUGUUGUGCUUUGAUGAGUGUACGGUAAACACUAAGCUAAAUAAGUUCUGGGUGAAUUUUGGA